Microplitis demolitor is the source of this 501-nucleotide messenger RNA. RefSeq lists its product as uncharacterized. The record is from RefSeq and is a predicted model, not a curated record. The transcript has 2 exons. NCBI's taxonomy places the organism in Eukaryota, Metazoa, Arthropoda, Insecta, Hymenoptera, Braconidae. The coding region runs from base 31 to 501 and encodes 156 amino acids.
UUGUAAUUUAAAGAAAAAAUUCUCUAAAAAAUGAAUUUUCUUAUAAUGUUUAUUUUAAUAAUUUUUUCAACAAUAACAAAUGCACGAUUUGUUUAUUUAAAUAAACCAAAGAACAAUUACGACAAUCGAGGACACUCAGAUUAUUCAGAAGAAAAUUAUUUCAAUAAUAAUGAGCAAUCCUCACGGGAUUUAGACUUGUCAUUUUCUCUUGAUGGUGAUGAUGAAAUUGAGAAAACUGUUAGCCCAUUAAGUAAAAAGGUCUACUUAAUAGAAUAUCCAGAAAUAACUCGAGAGCUAGAGAACCCAGCAGUUUACUAUAAAUUGACAGAAGUACCAAUGCCAUUAUUAUCAUCAUCAUCAAAAAAAAUAAUUAACGAGCCAGCGAUGUUUCCGUUACAGUACCAACGAAAUCAUAAAUUAAUAAAAUUAAAUAAUUCACAGAAAGGUGAAAUUGUUUUAGAAUUACGUAUAAUUGUCAAUAAUAAUAAUAAUGCCAGUUAA